Molecule: messenger RNA, 1508 nt
Organism: Dendrobium catenatum
Lineage: Eukaryota; Viridiplantae; Streptophyta; Magnoliopsida; Asparagales; Orchidaceae
Exons: 1
Coding region: 837-1466 (209 amino acids)
Source: RefSeq, a predicted model, not a curated record
CGCCUUUUAAAACUUUGGUCUAUCAACACCGUCAUAAAAUAAGCUUGCAUCACAUUGGGCAUCAUGCCUUCCAUUACAUAGGAGAACUUACUAUAAUAUAGCAGUUGAGGAACACUCUUCUUUGGUGUCCCUAACCCUCCUUUUCUCUUCUGCCAACCUUAUCUCAAUGAGAACAUCCAAGAAUGUUGAAGUUGUGUUUUAUGUCUAAUUUAAAUUAGAAUUUCAGACUAGUAAAGCAAACUUUAGAAAAUAAGGAUCAUGAGUAAGAAGUGGGAAAGAAGACACCAUGAAGAAUUGACAGACACUGACUCCAUUAUAUAAGGUUAUCUACAUAGGUCUUGUUGCUUCCCUCUUUGCUCUAUAGGGACAUAAAGUUUGAGAUUUCGGGCUUCAUAUCUCAGAUGUGUUAACGAGUACAAGAAAGAAUUAAUCGAGCAAGUUCCUGCUAAUUGAGCAUAAUUAAUAUAAAAGGAUAAAAAGAUGAUGAAACCUCCAUCAAGUUAGAUUCUGUGAAUCAAAAUGACGCUGUUUUGCUAUGGAAAGUUGUUGUAGUCACCGAUUAUAAUCACCCCAAGAUUCAAACCUUGACCAACACAACUUUUUGCCACCUUUGCGCUGGUCAGAUCCUUCUCUUCCCUAUUUUAAUUAUUUGUCAACACCUUAUGGCAGGCCAAAAACCUAAGUAUUGUCACCACUCAACCAACAUCCGACAAAUAGUCAAAUCAAAAUUUUGGUAAACGAACGCCGGAAUUAAAAAAAUAAAUAAAUAAAAAUCUUUCUCUCAUCAACCAAAUAUAUAUACAGAAGCAGAGGAACCUCACCUUACCAUUAUUCUCAUGGGGCUUAAGAUUCAAAGCUUGCAGUUUUUUCAGCUUGGGCGGUUCUUCAACUCUAAAACGCGACGGACUUAUCCGGCGCAGCCGAAAUCGUCGUCGGUUAAGGUUAUUGGGCUGGACGGGCGGGUCAUGGUCUAUAACCAGCGGGUCAAAGCGGAGGAGUUGAUGAAGGAACAUGCUAGCCAUCUCGUUUGCCGGUCGGACUCUGUCUUCAUAGGGCAGAAAUUGUCAGCUCUUUCGGCCACAGACGAGCUUCAGAUGGGCGAGAGCUAUUUCAUUCUUCCAUCUCAAUUCUUUCAAUCCGUUCUCUCCUUCGUCACCAUAGCCUCGUCGAUCGCGAAAAUCAGUGGCGGAGGAGUUGGUUCUUUCAGGCAUUUCGACAUACACAAGACGGACAAUGGAAAGCUGCAGAUAAGGAUUAGCGAAGAGGUGGAUCAGAUGAUUGGGGAGGAGGAAGAGGAAAUAAGAAAAGACGGGGUUUUGUGCACAACGAAAGAUAUGGUGAAGGAAUAUGGAAAGAUCGUGGGAUCGAAUGCGCAGCGGUGGAGGCCGAAGCUAGAAGUGAUAGCUGAGUCGCCGGAGGGGAAGAGGCGAAGCAGAAGCGGGACAAAUCAUAUUUGGGGAUUUUAAUGGAUUGAGGAGGAAAGAUAGAGAUAAUCUCUGCCCUAAGUU